Molecule: messenger RNA, 1436 nt
Organism: Olea europaea var. sylvestris
Lineage: Eukaryota; Viridiplantae; Streptophyta; Magnoliopsida; Lamiales; Oleaceae
Product: ethylene-responsive transcription factor RAP2-12-like
Exons: 1
Coding region: 260-1204 (314 amino acids)
Biological process (GO): regulation of DNA-templated transcription
Molecular function (GO): DNA-binding transcription factor activity; DNA binding
Source: RefSeq, a predicted model, not a curated record
UUGACGAUACAAACAAGAAGGCCUGCAUUAGUGAUAUCAAAAUUAUAUUAUGAUUAACGGCUUACAUUACCGUUUUUGGACUUUUGCAAUGUGUUUUCUUGUGAUGCUGGUAUAUGCCUCCUCUUCAUGUCAAUGAUAUAAGGAAUUAUUCCAUCUUAAUCUUGAACUUUUCAAGGAAGCAAGAGUAAGCUUUACAAGUUUAUUAUGUGUACAAUUUUAUCUAAAACAUCAGGAAGAGCAAGAACAAAUAGCUAGCUACAUGAAGCAAGCUCCAAGAAGUGAUGAAGGCGCACGAGGCAGAAGGAAGGCGUCAUCAAGGGGGCACCACAAGUUUGUGGGCGUUCGCCAAAGGCCAUCCGGAAGAUGGGUAGCUGAAAUCAAAGACUCCCUACAAAAGGUAAGGCUCUGGCUCGGAACUUUUGACACAGCAGAAGACGCAGCACGAGCCUAUGAUAACGCUGCUCGUCAACUCAGAGGUGCGAAUGCUCGCACCAACUUUGAAUUGCCAUCGGAUUCUAGUAUGCUUGAGAAUUCGGAGCCUUUUUCGUUUGACGCAAUGUGUAGAACAGAAGAGCCUGAAGGACUAGUUGGUGCACUCAAGGCAAAACUUUUUAAACAAAAGAGCUCCCGUAUGUUCAAUCAAAACAGUUCGUCUUCUAAUAUGCAAUUUAGCCUUCCUGGAAUUUCUCUUCCAAAUUCGUCAAAAAUUAGACAAUCAUCUGCCACAAUGCCUGCUGUCAAUCCAAUUCUAUCUUGCAGUGCUCCCGGAGCAGCUGCUAUAUCUACUCAGUUAGAACCAGCUCAUCAUCACCAUCAUAAUCAUUGGCAUGAUCAAAUUGAAUCCAUCAGAAUGCAAGAGAGUCAACUAGGCACGACUCCGGGAUGGCCAACCGAGAACAAAUUGCCGUGGACAUCAGAUAUGAGUUUUGUACACCAGGAUCCCUCCUUGAUCAAUACUGCCAAAAAUGGUGCAUGGCCAGCAUCGCACAUAAAUCAAGCUGCUCUAGAUUUGUCUUACACGAGUAAUCCCUUAGGCGAAUUGCUUAGAAAUGACAAGAGAAAAGGGGAUAUUGUACAAGAGAGUGGAUCAACAUCUUGGGUUUCUCCGUUGGACCAGAAUGUUUACUAUGAGAACAACAAUUGGGUUAAUUGUGCUAAUGUUAUCUGGGACCCUGAUCUAUAUGUAGAUUCGGUUCUUGGAUGAUAAAGCACAUGGAAUAUUUUGGCUCUAGAUUGACAAUUAUAUUCAUAACCCUAGCUAAUAACUGGAUUCUUUGUUAGCACAGAAGCAAAUAAAGGACCGAUUUCAUAUUUGUAUCCUCUAAUAUUUCUCAUGUUAAGGCAAAAAUUUAGGGUUAGCCCUUCAACCAUCUGAUUAGAGGCGUGUUUAAAUUGUUUUAAUUAAAAGUUGUUGCCUUCAGCUUUGGCAAAGUAUA